Drosophila elegans is the source of this 3237-nucleotide messenger RNA. It is a transcript of the gene Ars2, whose product is annotated as serrate RNA effector molecule homolog. The coding region runs from base 87 to 2951 and encodes 954 amino acids. NCBI's taxonomy places the organism in Eukaryota, Metazoa, Arthropoda, Insecta, Diptera, Drosophilidae. The transcript has 7 exons. The record is from RefSeq and is a predicted model, not a curated record. Gene Ontology annotation, biological process: mRNA processing; primary miRNA processing. Gene Ontology annotation, cellular component: nuclear body.
UACGUUGCACAAAAACGGUCACACUGAACGAUAGACGCUCCGUUCUGCGGAAAAUUUACUAUAUUUAAGUAAAAGACAACCAAACAAUGGCUGAUUCGGACGACGAGUACGACCGCAAGCGGCGGGACAAGUUCCGCGGGGAGCGCAGCGACAGUUACCGCACGGAACGCCGCGACGAGCGCCGCCCGGUGGGUGGCUCUGCCGGCGCCCGCGACGAGUGGUCGGAGCGCAAUCCAUUCAGGGGCGCGGCUUCAGCAGGCGGUGGCGGCGGCGGAGGAGGAGCCCGUCACAGGCCGGACUACAGCGACUACCGGGGCCCGGGGGCAAGGCCGCGUUAUGGGUCACCUGGCCGGGAUCUGCCGCCCGCCAAACGGAUGCGACCCGACUGGGGCGAUAGCGAUGUGCGUCCCAAUCCACGCUUCGGAGGCUAUGAUCCGUACUUGAUGCAGGCCUGGAACGAUCACUAUCAGUCCAUGCACUCGGCGUAUUCCCAUGCCGGCCAUGCACCACCUGCCCGGGAAUCCGUGAGCAGCGGCGGCGGCGGCGGCGACACGCUCACCCAGCCGGCCAUGCUCACCCUGAAGCAGUUUCUCGACACCCAGGACGAGAACAUCUCCGAUUCGGAGGUGAUGCGCAAAUACACCGAGUACAAGACGGACUUCAAGCGGCAGCAGCUAAACGAGUUCUUCGUGGCCCACAAGGACGAGGAAUGGUUCAAAAACAAAUAUCACCCGGAGGACAGUGUAAAGCGCAGCGAGGAACAACGUGGCUUCCUACAGAGACGCACCGAUGUGUUUGUAGAGUUGCUCGAAAACGGAACUAUUGGCGGUGUCAAGGUGGAUUCCUCGCAGGGCGAUGCCCUGAUCCGUGUAUUGGACACAUGUGUCAUAAAGCUGGAAGGCGGCACCGACGAGGACCUCAAAGUGCUCGACGAGAAGCCCAAGGAGCCGGUGGUCUAUGAGCGAAAGACGGAGCCCACUGACUCGGCCAAGAUGCCAGAGGAAGCAAUUAAGAGCCCCAAAGCAGAGAAGCAGAACGAGGAGGACUCGCUGCCAGUGGUUGUGUCACCACAGCGGAAAGCUGUGAAACCUGUCGCCUCCGACGAGGAAAACUGGGACGAUGAGGAAGCCGAAACUGCGCCACCCAAGAAGGAGGUGGCAGAGGAUUCCAAGGCCAACGAUUCCAGCGCUGAGGACAAGCAGGCGAAUAAAAAAAAGACGAAGAAGCGCAAACGGAAUAGCAGCGAUGAUGAUAGCUCCUCAUCCGACUCCGAUUCCAGCUCCAGCUCAGACGAUGAGAAGCUAAAAGAGAAGUACGAUGUGGAGGAUGGUCUGAGGAGCGAGCAAAAAGCCGAGGCGGAGAAGGACAGGCAGGAAGCGGCCAAAGCAAAGCAGGCACCGGAAAGUCCUAAACCGGAAGCGCCCAUUGAAAAGCCAGCGCCCGAGUCCGAAGAACCACAAGCAGAAGGCAAACCUGCCGAGAAUGACGAGGCAGGAAAGUCACCGGAGUCAGCUUCAAGUGCGCCCAAGGAGGCGGAAAAUGGAGACGCCAUCAAACUAGAAGAAGGAGAAGAAAAUGCUUCUGCUGAUGACAACAAAGCCGCUGAAACCGAGACCAUUGAUCUGGACAAAGUUAAGGAAUUCCAGCCAAGAGCCCUACACCGCACCUCCUCCAUUUUCCUGCGCAACUUGGCCCCCUCCAUAACCAGGGCCGAGAUCGAGGGUGUAUGCAACCGUUUUAACGGCUACCUAAGGGUGGCCAUUGCAGAUCCACUGGUUGAGCGCCGUUGGUAUCGCCGCGGAUGGAUAACCUUCAUGCGGGACGUCAACAUCAAAGAGAUUUGCUGGGGCCUGAACAACCAGCGGCUGCGAGACUGUGAAAUGGGUGCCAUUGUCAAUCGAGACCUGAGUCGACGGGUACGCCCAGCCAACGGAAUCACCGCCCACAAGCAGGUGGUGCGAUCAGACAUUAAGCUAUGCGCCAAGAUCGCUAUGAAUCUGGACGAAAGGUUCAAACUGUGGACGGAGCCGUCGGCAAACGAGGCAAACUCUGCCGGCGAGUCAUCGGCAAAUGGCAACGCCUCCACGUAUGGCUUCAAUUCGAAGAAUCCGGUGCUGCAAAACAUUACCGACUACCUCAUCGAAGAGGCGUCCGCCGAGGAGGAGGAGCUUCUCGGUCUCACCGGCGAAAACAAGGACAGUGAGGGCGAACCCAUCGAGCGAGACGAGCAAUUGAUAGCCGUUCUCGACCGACUGGUGCUUUACUUGCGCAUCGUGCACUCGGUGGACUAUUACAACCAUUGCGAGUAUCCGUACGAGGACGAGAUGCCCAACCGCUGCGGCAUCAUACAUGCCCGGGGUCCACCUCCUGCCCGGGUUACCAGCAACGAGGUGCAGGAGUACAUCAAGACGUACGAGAGCAAGCUGCAGCAGUUCCUCACCAAGGUUGUCCUACUCAGCGACGAGGAGAUUAAGGAUCUUGGCUCCAAGGACGCCGAAACGGAGGUGGAGAAGUUCGUGCAGGCGAACACCCAGGAGCUGGCCAAGGACAAGUGGCUGUGCCCGCUGUCGGGCAAGAAGUUCAAGGGUCCCGAGUUCAUUCGCAAGCACAUCUUGAACAAGCACGAAGAGAAGGUCGACGAGGUGCGCAAAGAGGUGCAGUACUUUAACAACUACCUGCGCGAUCCGAAACGCCCCCAGCUGCCCGAGCAUCCCGGCAGCUCUAAGCGCCCAGAAUCGGAUUCGGUUCGCGGCGGCGGAGGAGGCUAUCGAGCGCCCAUGUAUCCACCCUUUUCGGCGAUGCCCUACGGCUUUGGCCCACCCAUGAUGGGCGGUGGCCGUGGAGGACGCAACUUUCCUCCCGUUCGCAGAGAAUUGCCUUUGGAACACCAGCGCCGGCUUGUCGGUUACCAUGAUUUGGAUGCGCCUGCCAAUUCCGAUAUGUUUGACUAACUAAUUGAUUAGCACAAUACGAUACAAAAUACAAAUACAAAUGAAAACAAACAGGCCCACUCGAUGCAGCAAUUAUCGUUUUUUGGCGAGCUCAAGUUUUAAAUGCAAUUCAAGCAAUGCUAGCAAAAGUAUCUACUGCAUAUAAAGAUGGUUUAUAUAAUGCGACUACCGACUAUCCGUUUUCCUGUACAAUAUAUAUCAUGCCAAUUGUAUUAAGAAUCCGACAAAGAACGUUGCUAACUUUUAUUUACCCGAAAUAAAUGCGAAUCCAUAGACUAAUCAAAAA